AUUACUUUGUUUUUCUACUAGUCUGAUUGUAUUACACGGAGAAAAAAGGUAGAGUUCGAGUGGGAUUUGUAAGAAAAUAGGUGAAUUUUGAGUGUGAUAUAGUAUUAGCUGCGUUCUCGCGGAUAGACAUGAAAACUUUGAAGUACAAUCUUAUUGCAUCUUCAAACCUAACAUCGAAAAAGUCCGUUAGUUCCUACUCGAAGAGAUAGAUAUAAUUAAAGAUCUCACUUUUCAGGAAGACUCAUUCAACUGAAUAUUAUAUUUGAGUAUAUAGAUACGAGAUAAGUUGAAAAAUCUUGUCGUUUUUUUCUUAUUAUAGAAUCAAUUUCGACACAAAUAACAACAACAACAGCAACUACAACAACAACAGCCACAACAACAACAACAACAACAACAGCAACUACAGCCACAACAACAACAACAACUACAACAACAACAACUACAACCACUUCAACUACAACCACUUCAACUACAACAACUGCCGUUCUACAAAAUCCAGCAAAUAAUAUUCAGUGGUUAUUUGAUGGAAAUUUAAAUGACGUUUAUGGAAAUUAUAAUGGUCAAUUAGUUAAUACACCAAAUGUUACAUGGAUGUCACCAGGUUAUGCUGGUUAUGGAAGUGCAAUUCGUUUUACAGCAAAUAGUUAUAUGAUUAUAAAUCGAGAUCUUAAUCUAAGUUCGGUAAGAUUGACCGUAUCAGCAUGGAUAUGGUUACCAAAUACACUUCCAUCAAAUGUUUAUUUUCCAUUAUUUAUUUAUUGUCCAGCUCCUUCUGCAGAUAUGUGUUUACAAAUGAUUAUACAGAACACAACAUUUCUUGGUUAUUAUGGUGAUGAUUUAACAGGAAGUAGAGUAUUGAAAUUUAAUCAAUGGUAUCAUGUUGCUUUCAUUCAUGAUCCUCUUUUAUUCAAACAAUCUGUUUAUUUAAAUGGAAUUCUUAAUGGAAUUCGAGUUCCUAAUUCUCCAUUUCAU
Messenger RNA from Adineta ricciae, 972 nucleotides. The record is from the annotation of a GenBank genome assembly. Lineage: Eukaryota; Metazoa; Rotifera; Eurotatoria; Adinetida; Adinetidae.